Trypanosoma brucei brucei TREU927 is the source of this 1998-nucleotide messenger RNA. Its product is annotated as long-chain-fatty-acid--CoA ligase. The coding region runs from base 1 to 1998 and encodes 665 amino acids. The transcript has a single exon. Gene Ontology annotation, cellular component: membrane. The record is from RefSeq and is a predicted model, not a curated record. NCBI's taxonomy places the organism in Eukaryota, Euglenozoa, Kinetoplastea, Trypanosomatida, Trypanosomatidae. Gene Ontology annotation, molecular function: long-chain fatty acid-CoA ligase activity.
AUGAGGCGUUUGCUCGGCCUGACCACACUCCCAGGUCGCAACAGCUUUGCGCUCCAAGUUGGCUACCGUCUUGGAACGAGUGUGGCUGGCACAUUCUACUCAGAGUCGGACACCGCUGCCGGUGCUUCGAUGAACAAUGAUAUGCGGCUGGGGAUAGUAAUAAAACCUCAAAGCACACUUGUUGAUCUGUGGGAACAAGCCGUUAAGGCGUGGCCAAUGCGCCGCUUUCUUGGGGCAAAGGUAUGGGUUCGUGGACAGUUAGGUUACGUUUGGGCAACCUAUGAGUCUAUUGAGCAGGAGGCCUCGGUCAUGCGCACACUGCUUAAUCAGAUGGGUGUGGGAAAGGGUGGUCGAGUCGUUGUAAUUAGCGAGAACCGCUAUGAGUGGGUUGUGGUUCAUCUGGCGUCAUUGCAGUUGGGCGCACAAUUUGUAGUCCUACCCACCAAUGUCACUCCAAAAGAAGCGGAGCUAGUAUUAAAAAGCACUCAAGCCAGGGUUUUAUUUGUCGAGUCUACGUCGGCAUACACUGCUGUUAAGGGUUGGGUUGGCGAAGUUGGUCAGCUGCAGCACAUUAUUUGCUUUGAGGAUCAAAUUGGGGAGGGUAGUUAUGCAGUUGCUAUCAGUAUAGCGUCAGACGUACCUGAAAAGACACCAGCGCGAAAAGAUGUCACUUCAGAGGACACUGCUAUGAUCAUGUUUUCGGCAGGGACCACAGGGCCACCAAAGGGAGUGAUGCUCUCACACAAGAAUCUUGUAGCGAACGUAAGCUCCAUAUACGCCCACGUUGGGGAAGCCAUCACGCACACGGACAUGUUUAUGUCACUUUGCUCCUGGUGUGUUGCGGGAGCCUUGACAACAGAACUUUACCAGGCUAUUUGUAAGGGAGCUUGCGUUUGCAUUCCCCCCGAACAGCUAGAAGGGUUUCAAGAUCUUCCGCUCGUCCAACCAAGUGUAAUUGUUACAGUUGCCCAACCAUUUCAGAGGGCUUAUGCCAACAUCGUUGAUAACAUCAUGAAUCGCAGUACUCUUACAAAGGACUUAACGCGCUUCACACUGGGGCGCAUCACAGAAAACCGGCUGAUGAUGCAAAAACCGGGUUCCAUCUUGCGGACCGCGUCUAAUAUUUUUCUCGGAAAAUUCAAGGCCCAAUUUGGAUCGGAGCUUCGCAUUGCAUUUAUUAUCGGCAGCCAACUGACAAGAGACCAGAUGGAGUUACUUGCAGACUUGGAUGUUUUCACCGUCAGUACGUACGGUUGUUUGGAGGCAGGGGGGCUGAUAGCUACUGACCUUGAUGUCCCGCUUCGUCUCAAGGCGCUACCAGGUGUGGAAAUCCGUGUUGUGAACGAUAAAAACGAAAUUGUGGCUCCAGGGUACGUUGGUGAGGUACUCAUUGAGGCGCCGCAUGCAAUGCAGGGCUACUUUGACGUUCACAUCGAUCCUGAGGAGGCUAAGAAUUCCCUUGUUGCUUAUGGGGGCCGAACGUUCGUGCGCACUGGUGACUACGGGUCUAUGACCGGCGGCUGGCUGACGAUCAAGGGGAACAAAGACAUACUUAUCAGACUCCAGAAUGGGACGGUGGUGGACCCUUUGGAGGUUGAGGGGACUCUAAUCAAAAGUCCCUUCAUCAAACAGAUAUUUGUGUACGGUGAAGGUCGUCCUUACCUCUGUGCCCUGGUGGUUCCCAACGCGAAGGCAAUCGCCUCUCAUUUGCGGAAGGUUGAGCGGCGGGAUGGUGUGCCUAUCGUAAGCGAGCGCGAAAAGGCUGACUGCAUCCGAGCAGAGCUCAGGCGCGUAUCGCAGGGGUUGCCUACGAGGUCUCAUGUUCGCCGGUUCGCAUUCAUUGAGGAGCUUACCCUCGCUAAUGGUUUCAUCACCUGCAAAUAUGGUUUUGCGAGACAAAGAGUGGAAAGGCACUACGUGCAUUACUUUGAUGCCAUGUACGACGAAACGCCAUUGUUCUUUGGGCACGCCGUGGACGACUAUGAUGAUCUGUUUUGA